Messenger RNA from Salvelinus fontinalis (brook trout), 6827 nucleotides. It is a transcript of the gene znf367, whose product is annotated as zinc finger protein 367. Gene Ontology annotation, cellular component: cell-cell junction. Bases 3453 to 4433 code for a protein of 326 amino acids. The transcript is spliced from 5 exons. The record is from RefSeq and is a predicted model, not a curated record. Lineage: Eukaryota; Metazoa; Chordata; Actinopteri; Salmoniformes; Salmonidae. Gene Ontology annotation, biological process: homophilic cell-cell adhesion. Gene Ontology annotation, molecular function: ionotropic glutamate receptor binding.
UGAUGGUCUGUGAUGAAUGGGAGGGAUGUAUAAUAAACACAUUACCACUACUAAAAAUAUAACUAUACACCUGUUGCACUAUGCAUCUUCCCAGUAUCAAUCAAUGUUAUUACCUCCAGAAAUUGUUGAGUGCAUGUGUUGUAUUCACUGGUUCCCCCCAUCUAUCGUGUGUGUGUGUGUGUGUGUAUGUGUGUGUGUGUGUGUGUGUGUGUGUGUGUGUGUGUGUGUGUGUGUGUUGGUUAUCCUAUCCUCGUGGGGAACUAAAAUCCCCAAUUGUCCCCACAAAGAUAGUCAAACAAGGAAAACUCUCCCUCAUGGGGACAUUUCAAAGACUAUUUUAAGCUUAGGGGUUAGGUUUAGUGUUACAAUUAGGGUUAGAAUUAGGAUAAGGGGUUAGUGGUUAGGGUUACGGGUUAAGGUUAUGGUAAGUUUUAGGGUUAGGGAAAUAGGAUUUUAAAUACAAAUUAAUUGUCGGUCCCCAUGAGGAUACAAGAACAUAAUGUGUGUGUGUGUGGUUUGGUUUGGUUUUGCUAUCCCUGUGGGGACCAAAAGCCCUCACAAGGAUGGUAAAACAAGGACAUUUUGGAAAAGUGGAAACAUUUCUCUGGCCCCCACAAGGAAAAAGUCUAUUUAAGGCUUAUGGGUUAGGUUUAGGGUUAGGCUUACACUUAAGGUUAGGGUUACAAUUAAGGUUAGGAGUUAGAUUUAGGGUUAGGAGUAAGGGUUAAAUUUAGUUUUAGGGUUUGGGUUUGGGGUUAAGAUUAGGUUUAGGUUUAGGGAAAAUAGGAUUUUGAAUGGGAUGAAAUGUUUUGGUACCCACAAGGAUAGUGAAACAAAUGUGUGUGUGUUUGUGGUGUGUGGGGACUCCGCCUCAGGUGGGAUUCCUCGUGCAUCAGGAGUCACGUCCAUCCCUACAUCACUACAUUCCUACAUCACCACAUCCCUACAUCACUACAGUGGAGAGAAUAACCAUGCUAAAUCAUCCAUCACCAAUUUUAAAAUUGCACUUUGUGCAUUCUACUAUUACAACUUUCAAGAGUAAGUUUAAAGUUGGACUGAGUACCAAAUGUAUUAUUAUUAUUUAUUUAUUUGGAGGGGGGGGGCAUAGUAUGCUUAGCCUAGCCUACAUAGGCUAUAUGGAGGCCACACUUGCACUGCAGAAAAACUACUGUAGUGUCAUGUUCAAGAGGAAAUUAGAACAGCACAUGGAACAGAUGUUAUAUUUACAGAGGAACUAUUGGUGCAGUCGUCUACUUUUGUGGAGACUUUUUUUGGGGUGGGGUGCUGCAGCAAACUUCCUUUAAAACUGCAAAAUGUUCUCUAUGCUGAAAAUGUACUUUAAAACUGACAUUUUUCUCUCAGCUGGCAAGGGGGUGCCACAAAAAAAAAUGUGACCACGUGGUGGGGGGGGGGCUCCCACCAAGCGGGUGAAAAGCCCUGACACAAUCUCACCUGUUUAGAAAGCUCUGACACAAUCUCACCUGUUUAGAGAGCCCUGACACAAUCUCACCUGUUUAGAAAGCCCUGACACACUCUCAUCUGUUUAGAAAGCCCUGACACAAUCGCACCUGUUUUGAAAGCCCUGACACAAUCUCACCUGUUUCAGAAAGAGUUGCUAUUAAAAUAUUUGCCAUACAACCUCCGUUCACAAUUUAUGCUUAUAUUUUGCUCAUAUUUCAUCACAGAAAAACAUAUUAUGCAUGGGAUCCGAUGUGAGGAGGCACACCAACCAGAAGGGGGAAAAGGAGGCAACACACACUGUCUGUUGAACUUUAUUUCCUUUACACAUGUAGGCCUACAUGUCCGCAAAUAUCCCAUAAGAGCCAUGAGCACAUACAACCAGAGUAAAGUAAUGAAUCUGUUUUCAUUAUCUUUUUAAAAACGUUACAAUGCCAGUCUUACAUUACAAACAGUCCUCUGAUAAACAACAGUUUAAUUUAAUUUACUAGGCCUAAUGUAAUAGGCAAAUACUUGUAUAGUGUAGGAUUAUUCUACUAGGCAUAGGUUUUAAAUGACUGACUGCAACCUUAUUUUCAGUUUCAUUUCCUCUCUGGUGGCUUGAUUAGGCCUACCCAGUGUUGCCAACUCAUUUUCAGGGUAAGUUGCUAGAGGCAGGUUGAUUUGUUGCUAAAAGUUGCGAAAUGACGUUACACAAUAACGUUACUCAAAUUGACUGGCCAUCUCGGCAAAGAAUAUGAUUUGACAUUUGUUCAGGUACAGACUUCCACUCUUUUCUGUACUUCUGGCUGUACAAUUUUGAUUGAGACAUGUUAAUUGAUGUAAGUUCUGUUCAAGAUCAAACAUUCGUGACCAACUAUAUUCAUUGGGUUUGGCUCGUCGACUGGCUGACUGCAACAAUGAUUUGCAAUUUGCUGAAAUUGCUGCUGCCUGUGCACGAGCUGAGCGCCUGCUGCUGACGUCACUCACAAUGCACUUUUGCAGCCAGUGACGUGUUGUGACUGAGUGUGUGUGACAGAGAAAAUCGUUUUUGUGUCAUUUAGAGGGAAAAUGCGUGCAUUUUAGCGUUUGAGUAACUUUUCAAAAGUUGCUAAAAGUUCCAAAUACAUUUUUAAAAGUAGCUACAUUUGUUGCUAGAUGCUAUUGGAAAAAAAAGUUGCCAGGGUAGUCUGAAAAAUUGCUAAAUCUAGCAACAAAAUUGGUCUGUUGGCCUACCUACGUAACUUUGGCGCCUUUGACUCACCCGUUCCCUUUAAAUCGUUCCAAAAAUGUAAUAAUAUAAACAAACAUAGGCUACUUUAUGCGUGGGAGAGGCUUCUGAUCCGCAGCGGUCCAAUCCCAGUCCACUGUAAAAAUGAACCGCCCUUCAUUGCUAUUGGUUUAAGCAUCUCAGUGUCUGGAGCGGUUUUAUGCGUUAUGCACAUUGGUUCAAUCUGCUGUCAAUCUGUAAAGGCGCGCUCUAGAACGUUUAAAACAUUCAUUGGAUAAAAAGUAGCAACCAAUGAGCGUACUUUGAACGUUCCGAUGAUGACCAUUGGUUACUGUGUUGCUCUCGUUCGGAUUUACCUCAUGCUUUGACCCUUGUAAUAGGUUAUUUCCCAUACAUGUGGUAGGAGGAUUUAAUUUACCUUCAACUGAUUUGUCAAAUGAACCGCCCAGGCGCGAUUUGCAACGCGGGAAAGACGUCCAGAAGUAGGAGCUGUAUCCACAUUGACCUUGUGAACAUCGGACUUUCUAUUUUUGUAAAUUAAUGAAUAUUUGUGCAAUUUUUAAUACGGAAUUGUGGCGCGGUUGUCUACGUCGCUGGAAAUGAAGAAUAUUUUCACUCCUGAUUGAGUAGCUGAAUUUGGUGGGACACUUUCAGACGAAUAGCUGCCUAACCCAACUUCUGUUAGAAGGCUAUUUUGCUAACGUUAAGCUACUUGAUAAAAACGCGUUUAGCCUAUCUUUAGAUGACAAAGUGAUUCCUGAACACCAUUGUGAUACAAUUUGAGAUGUUAUCAGUUUUGAACAAAUCGGUCUUCAUCUCAGCGAUGGCCGAGAACAAGCACCCUCAAGUAAUUUUUUGCAACGACUCCCCAAAGAGGGUUCUGGUGUCUGUGAUCAAGACCACCCCGAUCAAGCCCAGGAAGUGCGCGUCCCUGAUGCCGACCAGCCCUGGAUUCAGCGACUUCAUGGGAUACCCGUGUGGGUGGGGGGAGAACGCCCAUAAUGUGAGUCUGAGCCCUGGCUCGGUGAACGGGGCCGCCUCACCUACCGGGACCAACACCGCCAGCGAGGCUGACCUGGCUGCCUCCUCUGACCAGUUUAAGGACGGUAUUCGGCGUGGCCGCCCGCGUGCUGACACUGUCCGCGAGUUGAUCAACGAGGGGGAGAGCUCCUCCAGUCGCAUCCGCUGCAACAUCUGCAAUCGUGUGUUCCCCAGAGAGAAGUCCCUACAGGCCCAUAAGAGAACACACACAGGGGAGAGGCCAUACCUGUGUGACUACCCUGACUGUAGCAAGGCUUUUGUCCAGAGUGGCCAGCUAAAGACCCACCAGCGUCUGCACACUGGAGAGAAGCCCUUUGUCUGCUCUAAGAAAGCCUGUGGCAGUCGCUUUACCCACGCUAACCGGCACUGCCCAAAGCACCCGUAUGCCCGUUUGAAGAGAGAGGACCCCAAAAAGGGACCAGGCAAGGCCCAGUCUGUGGACAAUAAGGCUGUGGCAGAGUGGCUGGCAAAGUACUGGCAGACCCGUGAGCAGCGUGCCCCUGUGCCCACCAAGGGGAAACCCCAGGGCACGGGUGGGGUGGAGGACCAGGAGCAGCAGGACCCCCGGGAGUUUCUCCAAUCAGACGAGGAAGAAGAGGAGGAUCCAAUGGAGGAAGAGAAGGGAAAUGGGGGCGGGGCUGCUAGGCGGCGUCUCCAAGAGCAACGGGAGCGUCUUCAUGGUGCCCUGGCGCUCAUUGAGCUGGCUAAUAACCUGUCUGCCUAAAUCCCCGCCCACAUCCCAGUCCUGAAACCUUCCCCAGUCAAUCCCCUUCUGCCUCCCUACGCAGUAUGCUUGGGAUAGAAGUUUGCCUGUAGGGAAAAACAUCUAGGAUAAGCUUACCCUCCCCAAAUACUUAACCAUUAAUGGGGGGGGGGGGCGCUAAGCUGACCUUAGAUUAGUAUGUGGAGGGAACUCCUCCACCUGCAGUGUAGGGCAGGCACAAGCUUAAAGCACCUUAUCCAGCUUCCAAUGUUACCUUAUUGGGCUGCUAUGAUUGUAGAUGUCGUUAUUUGAUGAAUGUUUUUACUCUCCUCUGCCUUCUAAAGAAAAGAGGAGAGAGGAACUUUGAAUGUUUUUGCUGUUGUUUUGUUUGCACUUUGGUGGUAACGAGUUAUUUGCCGUCUUUUACUUCGGGAACUUAAGCAUAUUGUGUGCUUGUGAUUGUGUGAAGCAUAUUGUGUGCUUGUGAUUGUGUGCGUAUUCGUAUAAUGGAUGUAUAUUUGGAUUCGGCUCAGAUGGAAGGAGUGGUACAGGGUGCGUUCAGACGUAGGAUAACUUAGGUGUAUCUAAAUGCUCUGAUCUGGACUGUGACAGGAUACAGUAGGUGGAAAAGCAAUGCGGUGGAAGCCUAUCAGGGGAUCUUGCUUCCACCUGUCUAGUUCUUUCAGAUCAGUGCAGAUGAAGGAGAGUAGAUGAGGGGAGGAAGUCACUGUAGAGACGAUUGGGAUGCAACCCACUAUUAGAAGAAGAGGUGGCCAUUGCAAGUCCAAUCUAGAGUAGUAGCUAGGCACAAGCUUUCACAUGAAUCCAAGCUCUGACACCUUCACCUGUCAAACGAAUCCCACCCAGACCUGUAGCUCUAACCCAGGCGAGGGACAACUUGGGUCCCGGAGAGCCGCAGAGUGAGCAGAUUUAGCUCCAUCUCAGCUCUUAACAAACCCGAUUCAAAUGGUGAUCUUAUCAUGGCCAUUUAGACCACAAUCAGUCGACCCGGGUGUGUUAGAGCUAUGGCUGUUCAGGCGUUGACCGUCCCUGCUCUAACCAAAUCACAUCGCCGGACAGAAGGAAGAGGAAGACAUGCAGAGCCAGGGUAUGUAAAGUCAGAAGUGCUGCCAUCUUUUAUAUUAAAAGAUGCUAGCUGAUUGGAGAUACGGACAUGGUAGCGCCAUUGGGGGUGUAUGAACAAGUCUUCUCUGCAAUCAACGCUUCAUAGGUAUUUAUUUCAUCAUGUUUAUUUGACAUUAUUGAUGACCGAUUUGCUAUCACAAGCUUUCUCCGAGUACGGACAUACUGAGUAAUUCCACUGAAGAGUUUAUUGAUCAUGUCCUUCCUCAGUGAUUUAGUAUCUAUCCAUGUCAACUAAUAGCAAUUAGAAUGUCACUCACCUUUGCAGCAGAUCUUGUAUCUAUCUGCUAUUAAGUUUUGCCUUUAUUGAUUAAGUUUGCAGUGUAACGUUUCCACUUAUUAGACCGGUCUAGAGAAAUGUCUAGAGGAUGUAAUGAUUGCUUGGCGUUGGCGAUGUUUUAUUAUUUGUUAGCAACACUACAUCUUUUAACAUUGUGUAAAGGUUUUAGGAUCAAUGGUAAAUUGUUUUUAAAUUUAUGUUUCGGUUGUUUGAUUAGGUUUGUGCUUCUCGCAAUACCCAGAUCCUUUAUUGGCCAUAUGUGAUUAAAUAUGUUGUAUCCCACUGGGACACAAACUGGUUGAAUCAAUGUUGUUUCCACAGCAUUUCAACAAAAACAAAAAUGCAACGUUAUGACGUUAAAUCAAUUUGGAAAACUGAUUGGAUUUACCAAAAGUCAUUAACAUUAAGGAAUUUUGGUUUGUAUUUUUUUCAGCCAACUUUUAACCAAUGACAUGGUAAAUAAAAUAAAAAAGAUUUCCCUUUGAAUUCACUUUACAAUUCAAACAAAUGUAAAUAAAACUAGACUUUGAAUGGACCACACUGUCCAGUGGGAUAACAUGUCCUAUAAAUCUUUUAAUAGAGUACAGGUUCAACUGGACAACAGUUAUUAUUUGAUAGUCAAAGCACCAAAUUAUGUAUAAUGUAUAUAUCUUGUUUUUCUAACUCUUUGUUUAUUAUUUGGUUUCAAAAUGUUUCGUCGGUUAAUAUAUUCCCUAACUUGUUUGUUAGAAAAAGAGAAGGAGAAAAAUGACUGCACACGAUCUACAGUACAAGAGCUUGAAGUUCAUGUGUAGAUGAUUGUGAAAUUCACUUUCUCUCCCACCGUGUUAAACAGACCAUAGUCAGAAUUGGUGUGUUUUAGGCCUUGAUAGGAAAUGUUCUGACUUGCUCUGUGGAGAUAACAUUGUUGGUGUUUAAAGCAGAGAUUCUCUUUAUAGGCAGUCCACUGUUGGUACUUGUUGGUCUUCAAUAAACAUCAUCGUUGAUCAUGA